GGCUCAGUUGGUAGAGCCUGAGACUCUUAAUCUCAGGAUCGUGGGUUUGAGUUCCACAUUGGGGGAAAAUAUCCUGCAUAGCAGGAGGAUGGAUAAGAGAAGCCUUGUGGUCCCUUAAAACUCUAUGAUUAUGUAAUACAAAUAAGCUCCUUCAACAAACACAAUAUCUUUCACCCGUUCUUCAUUACCACGUGGCAUCAGGGCAGGGUACGACCAUGGAAUUUAAAACAAACGAACAAAAAUAGCUCCCCUUGGGUCUGUCCAGCUAAAUUCUACUCUGAGUGGACUCACUGGAAUUAAUGUGUCUGAAUUAAUUUUAGUGUGGGUCUGAUCCAAGUAUGACUAACAUAGGAUACAACCUCUGCUUGGCAACUACACCACACUAAGCUCAUAACAGUAAAAUAGAAGCAGUAUGUAGAAUUGGAUGUGAAUGCAAAGAAGUAGGAAUGGAUAGAAAGCCAGCAUGCUAAACUACUCCUCUACUGGCAAACAUAUCACUGUGAUGUCAUCUGUUGAUUUGUUUCGACUCCAAAAGCUGUGUUGUGUGAGCGUCUUUUUUUAAGUGAGGAGGAGAAACAAAAUACAGGAUUUCCUUUAGUACAGUCAUAGCUCCCGUCUCCGAACACCACUAGCACUUCUACCCAAUUCCUCAAGACGGUUUUAGAACUCGUGAUCCUGUAAAGAAAUCUGGAUCGUGGUGGAAACGGUGCUGCUGUAAAGCUCAAAAGAUGCAUCUGCUCAAAAGAAACCCAAAAGACGCUCGCUUUUCUUCUUGUGGUUGCUACCGUGUCAAAGAAUGAAUGGAAACUGCAGUGAGGUAAGGGAGGGUCUUUUAAAAGCAUGUUUCCUUUGGCAAAGCUAAGACUACAGUCCUGGGCAUACUUAACUUGCAGCCAAAUCAAAUCCCCUGGAAACUAAUGGUCCUUACAUUUAUGUACACAUGGCUAGGGGUCAGCACAUGAAACUGCAGACUAAGGCAUAUUUUCCAAGAAUGAAGUUUUAUCAAAUUCAGCGGAGUUGUUCUGGAUCUGCUGUAAGCCAUAGUGUUGAUGGACUGACUGCAUGCUUUUUAAAGGGAAAAUGAUUUCAGCCUAGGAAAAAAUGAUUUAAGAACUUUUUUUAUUAUUAAGCAACAAGCACUACAUACAUAAUAAUAUUUAAACAAUAACCAUAGAGAGGUACAAAGCAUUGCUUAGACACAGUAAGGUCUAGCAAUAGACUUGUAUAAAUGUAUAAAGCCUUGUAUAAAUAUUUAUUUGUCUUCCCAAUCCUGAGUACAUCACCUCUGUACAGUUCAAGAUUGUUGUCCAACACUUUGCAUAACUUAGACUUGCUUUAGAGUUGAAUAAAAGGUUCAUAAAGGUGUUGAUAGUCCUUUUCAUUGGUGUGGGACACAAAAUUAUGCCAUACAGUACAGAAAUCUAAAUUACCAACCACAUGCUUGGUUGAGCAAAUCUUACUGAUCAAUGUGGCCUUACAAUGAUUUUUUUGUUGAUCAGAUGCUUUGCCAUUUCCUAAAACUUUCUUGUUUUAAAGAUAUGGAUAAGCCAGAAGCAUUUAAGACUUACUUAACGUAGCAGAUACUUUGAAGGGUAAAUGUAACUUUAUAGAAUAAUAAAUAGGCACAUUUUUGAGAAAGAUGCUUUUACAACAGCUAUUUGAAUUGGAGACAAUAAAUGAUUCUCAUGUUGUUUAUUUUGUAUCAGAGGAGCAUAGCACAUUAUACUGAAAUGAUUACUUUUAAUUUUGGUUUGAUAUUUUCCUGCCAAUGGCAUUAUUUAAAGUCUAUAGUUACAGUCUUAGGCACACAUCUAUGGGACCAUGUCCCAGUAAUCUCUGGGAAGGGGGUCUUUGUUUAGUGGCAGACCACCAUCUUUGCAUACAGAAGGUCCCAGGUUCAAUCCCUAGCAUGUCCUUGUAAGCCUAGGAAUGUUCCGCUGUCUGAAAGACUUUCCUAAAGUCUUUGCCAGUCCAUGUGGACAAUACUGAACUGGAUAGACUGAUGGUCUCAUGGUAUAAGAUAGCUUCCUAUUGUUGCUGAGCAAGAACUUGCAGAGGUUUGGGAAGUAAUAAUAAUUACCAUGCAUACCAAAAAACCCAACCCCAACCUCCCCCAUUUGAUCCUCUUCACUCAAAAGCUUUAGGAAAUGAUACUCUGAGAAAGCCCUCAGCCAUUAUUAUUGCUGCCUGCUCCCUCCUGAAGGACGCAUAUGAUUCUUGGCACUGCUAGUCUCCCCAGACACCCAUCUCUAGUUACAAGUAGCCUUCAGUUUGGUGUGGCUAGGGUCUGGAAAAUGAACUGUGGAUGGGUGGGGGGACACGAUGACACAUGUUUCCAUGUGUUGUUAAAAGGAUCAAAACGCUGAAGCUUCAGAGUUCAUAUUGCUGUGAAGAGGAAAGUUUUUAACCACACAAAAACCCACAGGAAUGAAAAAUGAAGAGUGUGCCCAUAUUCAAAGGAACAAGGGGGGCGGAGCAGGAAGAGGAGAGAGAAAUAUCCUUGUUGGUUUUUAUUUACUGUAGGGAUGGGCAAAUCUGUCAGUUUCUCUCAGUUUCUCAUUUUGCAGUCUUCAGUUUUCCACAUUUACACAUCACUUUGUGAUUUUUUUUAAUGCUUAUGAAUAUUCAUCAUUGAAUUUAUCCUAAUAUGCACAUGGCUGUGGGCAUUUUUUAACAAAGGAGUUUCCCCUAAUAUAAGGGUUGUAUGUGAUUUUGCCUAAUAUAACCAUUUUUGCAAAGAGAUUUCACUUAAUAUAAUGCAUUUUUAUUUUAUUCUCAGGAAUAUAUGCAUUUUUAUUCACACUUUGGGUUAGCAUUACUUGGCAGGGGAACUGCAUUGUGAAAUGCAGAGAAGCGCUAAUUUUGAAGGAAGAAUGCAUUUCAGUUUGGAUUCCAAACAUAUCACUUUGGAAAGUGCAAAUGAGGGAGAUUCAUCUUUAAGUGUAAACUGAAUUUAAUUUCUCCCCUAUUCCUAGUUGGUUAUUACAACUAUUUCUGUUACUGGUUCUUUAGGGUCACAGGGACCACAAAGAUACUGAAAUUCACAGUCUCAUUCAUCUGUACUCUCAAAUGCCACUUUCUUGCAAUGUUGGCUAUGGAGUGAUUUAACAGUCAUCCCUCUUCCCAAGAAACUCUGGGAAUUGUAGCUCUGCAAGACAAAUUGGGGCCUCAAAACAACUCUUAGCACCUGUUCCCAGGAUUAUUUGGGGGACGCAAUGCCUGUUAAUACUGCUUUAAAUGUACAGGAUAUGCCCACUAUUUGCAAAGGGAGAGGGGUUGGAAUGCCUUGUAAUAAUUCAGACCGUUAAGCUCAGUAUUAUCUCCACUGGUUUGCAGUAGCUCUCCAAAGUUUGGGGCAAGCAGUUUUCUCCCAUCUCUAGCUGGAGAUGCUGGGAAUUGACCCUGGGACCUUCUGCACGCAAAGCUACAAUUUGCUGCAUCCAAACCAUAUGAAGCUUGAGGCUUCCUCUUGUAUAUUGAGCAUAUGCACCACUGCAUGAACUGCCUUUAACCACUAUCUGUGAUCUUUAAUUCUGCAAACAUUUUCAAGGAGGAAACGAAACAGAAGCUACAAAUAGAAAAGUAGCCACCACCAGAAUCAGAGACCAAAAUACUCUAUCUUUUAGAAAAUAGUUUCCUUCUUAGGGCGUAUUUACAAAACCUUGCUUCUUCAUGUGUUUUGUAACAACCUCAAUCGUACUGUCCAUGAACAGAGAUUACGAGAAGGAAGUCUUUCCAGGGCCUGAGUUAGGGGCAGAUGAUUCAGGUGACUGUGGGAGCCUCAGGUUUUGGAGGAUACAAUGCUCUUGUCAUGUACUGCCUACUCAGAUACUCUCUGAAACCUUUGACCCUUAGUUCCCAUGCCCAACUGCAGUCUUUCCCAACCUGUUGGCUUCCCAAUGCUUUGGACUACAACUGCCUUCAACCUCAGCCAGCAUAGCCAAUGGCUAGGGAUAAUGGAACUUAUAGUCCAACAACUUAUGGAGGAUCACAAAUUAGCCACCUCUGAUCUAAGUAUGUUCCCAUGCUUUCAUUAACAUGCUCUCAUUUGUACUUUUUCCUAACCUUCCCUGAACUAGUUCCCUUUUCCCUGAACUAGUUCCCUCCAGAUGUUUUGGAAUGCAGUUCUUGGGUGGAAAAAGAUUCUUUAUCACUGGGAUACAUUCUCAAGAGUAUUUUUAAUAAUAACAGUAAUAAUAAAAACAACAACAAACUGACGUGGAGUUUGUGGAGAACUGAACUUAAGAGUGGAAAAAUAAGCUACUGAGAGAAACCAGAACUGACAGAAUUGCCCCUACCCUUCGCCCAACUUGAAUCAUGGAAUCAUAGAAUUGUAGAGUUGGAAGGAACCACAAGGAUUAUCUAGUCCACCCCCUGCAAUUCAGGAAGCUUUCAUUCAAUGUGGGGCUCAAACCCACAACCCUGAGAUCAAGAGUCUCAUGAUCUCAGUUUCCUGCUACUGUAUGUGCUUUCCCAGUGCUUUCCGAAUAUUAUAACUCAGGGUGGAGAAUGAUGACACAAUCUUAGAGUCAUCAGACAGGAAGGGAGAUUAUUUAAGGCAGGCACAUUUGAAGAAGUAUAUUAUAAAAUGUCUGUAGCCAGUGCCACCACCACACCCUUGACAUUAAGAGAAUUUAGUUGCUUUGAUGAAAAUACUUAUAGCUUUUAGUUCCUCCUUCUAAAUUGGUUGUUCUCUUUCUGGUGAUUCUGUCAAUGCAGCUUGCUGAUGUGAAGGUCUCAGGAAACUGCACUUCCAUGUCAGUUGGUGAAAGUGCAUGCCUAGUGAAUCUGCGUGAGGAUGUCAUUUGACUAUUGUUCUUCGGCUGCCAAAAUGUCUUGAUCUAGUUCUGAGUGUGUGUGUUUAAUGCUGCAGCAUAAAUCUCUUUCUCAAAAAACAAUCAUCUUCUUAACAGGUAUCUUCUGAUUAGCCUAUAUGGCCACUGACCUGAUCAAGAUGUUGAACAACCAAUCAUCAGAAAAUUGUCCUGACCCUCCAAUGCAUUUCCAGGCCUCUUUGUAUGCAGUCAUCUACAUCAUCAUCUUCGUUCCGGGUCUCCUGGGAAACAGCAUCGCCCUUUGGGUUUUGUGCCACUUCAUCAAGAAGAGGAGCAAAGCGGUAGUUUUCAUGAUGAAUUUGGCUGUAGCUGACCUGACCCACGUCGUCUCUUUGCCCUUACGGAUGUAUUACUACAUCAACCACAGCUGGCCUUUUGGGGGCUUCCUUUGCCAGCUCUGCUUCUACCUCAAAUACCUUAACAUGUAUGCCAGUAUCUGCUUUCUCACCUGCAUCAGCAUCCAAAGGUACCUCUUCCUACUUCACCCUUUCAAAGCCAAGGACUGGAAGUGCAGGUAUGAUGUGGCCAUAAGUGCUGCCAUAUGGACUGUGGUUGGGGCUGCUUGCUUACCUCUCCCAAUCCUGAGGAGUCCUCGCUUAUCAAACAAUACCAACAUCUGCUUUGCUGAUCUCGAAGUUCAGCGGUUGUCUAUGGGAGCCUCAAUCACUCUGGUGAUUGUAGCUGAAUUCUGUGCAUUUGUGGCCCCUGUUGUGAUAGUCAUUUACUGCACUUGGAAAAUGAGGCAAUCCCUGCAGGAGCCCCACAGUCCUUUGCAGCACACCAAUGAGAAGCAGAAAGCUUGGCACAUGAUCUUAGGGUGCGCAGCUGUGUUUUUCAUAUGUUUUACACCGUAUCAUGUGAAUUUCCCUAUAUUUAUGAUGGUGAAACAAAACAUGGUCACAAACUGUUCUGUACGGCAUAGAGCUUUAUAUUUCCAUCCCAUUUCUUUGUGCCUCGCAAGCCUCAAUUGUUGCCUUGAUCCAAUUCUCUACUACUUCAUGACAUCAGAGUUCCGGGAAAGGUUCAAGUGCAGCAGUGCUUGCCCCUUGAGCUGCCUCAAAAGUCUUGACAGCAGCAGCAGCAGAACCUCUGAAGUUGAGCUGAAAAGCAAGGCAGAUAACAAAAAUAAAAAUGUAUUGAUGGCAUACUUUUGGACUCUUAGGCCACAUGAUGGCAUGGAAUCUCCUCUCUCUUGUUAGCUAAGGGAUGGUUCACACAUGGGUUGUACUUCACUUGCUUCUCUUAGGGACUCAGCACUUGACACUCAGCUGAAUGUGUGAACAGGCAACAUUGAAAAAGUUGUUGCUGAGUGGCAUGAAAGUUCUGUCUCUGAUAAUUAAUCACGGAUAGCUUGAGAGCAGUCAUAUGAUAUAAAUAUUAACCAGUCAUUUUUAGAACCUGCCAGAAUUGGGACAAAGAAUCUGUGUGCCGCUGCCACUGGGGUUAUAUGGUGCAGCAGACUCGAGGAGGUGAAAGUGUUCUGCGUUAACUCCACCCAUUCAGGGCAGCCAUUGGUUUCCCCAACCUCCAAGAGUAGAUAGAGACAUAAUAACAUAACAAGAGCCCUGCUGGAUCAGGCCAAUGGCCCAUCUAUUCCAGGAUCCUCACAGUGCCCAACCAGAUGCCUGUAGGAAACGCACAAGCAGGACCCAAGCACAAGAGCACUCUCAACCCACCCACCAUGAUUUCUAGCAACCAGUAUUUAGAAGCAUUAUUGCUUCCAGGUCAGGAUAAGACUUAUGGAUGGCAUCCACAAACAAAACAGCAGCUGCCUUUUUUCCUCUCCGGAAUGAUGUGCUGUCUGGAGAAUGAUGGGGAAAUAAAAGAGCCACUGCCAAGAAGCCUCCCUCCCAAUGAUGGAGGAAAGUGUGGUGUUUGCCCGUUCUAUUGGAAAUGUCUGUACAGGGGGAGAGAAAGGGUUGAUAGGUAGACCAAUAGAAAAGCCAGAGGCGGAGCCUACCUGUUUAUAAAAGGGCUUAGCCCGAGGUUUGGGUUGGUUGGUUUUAGUGGGUUGGUUGGUUGGGAAAGGCAGUUGGGAAAGCAGUUGGCAGACAGAAUUAGAGAGACAGUCAGUGCAGUUGGUUCUUGUGUGAGGGGAGGUAGAAGAGUUAGAGACAGGAUAAAAUAAGACUAAGAGGGUAAAGGGUAACAGCAUUUCGAAUGCAUUUAAAGUUUAUUUGUGUUUCCAAUAAACUACAAUCUUCAUUGUUAACUUGAGAA
Messenger RNA from Podarcis lilfordi (Lilford's wall lizard), 7055 nucleotides. The record is from the annotation of a GenBank genome assembly. NCBI's taxonomy places the organism in Eukaryota, Metazoa, Chordata, Lepidosauria, Squamata, Lacertidae.